This is a messenger RNA of Macrobrachium nipponense, 1234 nucleotides long. It is a transcript of the gene CCAP, whose product is annotated as cardioactive peptide-like. NCBI's taxonomy places the organism in Eukaryota, Metazoa, Arthropoda, Malacostraca, Decapoda, Palaemonidae. The record is from RefSeq and is a predicted model, not a curated record. The coding region runs from base 87 to 506 and encodes 139 amino acids. The transcript is spliced from 6 exons.
GCUUUCAGGAAGUUGGAAACUCGGUCAGUACGGCUCGUGGCGUUGAAGAGGUAACACCCAUUCCCCGCAUCACACAGACCAUCAAAAUGUUCAACCAAAGCUUCAGCAUCCGCAGUGGCGUCUUGGCUGCCGUUCUUCUGCUCAUCGUUGUAGCGAUGCAGACAACGGCAUCACCUGUUGCUAAAAGGGACAUUGGUGGCUUACUCGAGGGAAAAGAUAAAAGACCAUUUUGCAACGCUUUUACAGGAUGCGGCAAAAAGCGCUCCGACGCCAGCGUGGAAGCACUUGCAUCAGGAACCGAGUUGGACGACCUCGCCAAGCACGUUCUGGCAGAAGCCAAGCUCUGGGAACAACUUCAGAACAAGAUGGACGUGAUGCGCUCCCUGGCCGCUCGUAUGGACGAGCAGCGACCCCUUUACAGGAGGAAACGAUCCCCAGCAGCAGCCCCUGAGCCCCGCCAACAGUUAGCAGCAUCCUCACAACAACAGCAGCCCAAGGCCCAGUAGAAGAAAGAAGACAUCACCAGUAUACUCGGCAUGUCUUGUAACGAGUCUCCCAUCAUCAUCUAACCCAUUUGUUUAAUCGUGUUGUUCAGUGGUUGGCCGACGGUUCUUCCACUUAUACUCUUGACACUAGUGGAUGGGCAGCGGUUCUUCCACAUAUUACUCUUUUGAAGCCUACUGGAUCGUCUUUGGCACUCCGCAUCCCUCCCUGAAGCCUACUAGAUCGCCGUUGGCCUCCAUCGUACCUCCUCCCUGUUUACAACCGUUCAGGGCUCGUCAUUAUUACCACGACGCACAGUUACAAAAUCCAUUCACUAAAAAGUUGAGUGUUUUAUUCGACUCGUUUCAGAUGGAGGGGAUAAGAUGCACGCAGUUUGGGCUUAUCGCAUUUGUCAUUACCGAUCAAUUUGUGGACGUCUUGGGUUUUUAACUCUUACUUUUCGCUUUCAUGUAGUGGUGUUGGCUGUUAACUUCUGUUUUGGUUUUUUGGUGACGGUACAAAUUCUAAGGGUAUUUUCUAAGAAAUUCUAAAGCCAUUCCAGCGACUUGCAUACGUUUCAGCAGAAAAAAAAUAUAUACAUAAUCUGGGAUGGCACAUUAUAUGUGGCAGAAAUGCAAAUGGCUUGGAAAAUAUGGAUACUGCCUCCUUGUUAGCCAGCUGUAUUUCUGUCUUGAUGAAGUAGCACUAUGUGAAUCGGUGUUCAGACGAAAUAGAGCUGUCAGUUCCUCCU